Messenger RNA from Ictidomys tridecemlineatus (thirteen-lined ground squirrel), 9624 nucleotides. The record is from RefSeq and is a predicted model, not a curated record. NCBI's taxonomy places the organism in Eukaryota, Metazoa, Chordata, Mammalia, Rodentia, Sciuridae.
UCGGGGUUCCCGGAUGAGGGUCUGCUGGUCGGUAAUUCUUAACCUGCACCUUUUUCCAUGAAGAAUUUCAAUCAAGCUGCAGAAAAGGCUCCAGCAAAGCGAUCGUGAGUUUUAACCAAUGAAGAAAAUUGAAGCCAAGAGGAGGAAGUGUUUCUGGAGCAACUUGCGUCCUAAGCACCCCACACACAUCGACUCAGGCCCUCUCAGCCAUAUCCCUGGGGCGAGUACCAUCACCCCCUUGUACAGGUCAGCAAAACGAGGCUCGGUGCAGACUGGCCCAAGCCCACACGGGUCCUGAGUGGCAGAGCUGGGGGUCAAACGGCCCGAGGUCCAUCUGCUGUCAGUACAGCCUGGAUGAACCUCAGAUUUGAUGAAGAGUUUCCCAGCAGCCCGAGAGAAAGGGGAAACAGGACCUACUCCCCACAGAUCCCUCGACAGGAAGAAGCCGCACGUCUCUGAAGCGAGCAGGAAGCCCUCCCUGGUGCUCAGUGAACGGGACUUUUCUCAAGUGGGAGCCCAUGAAAGGAGCUUUGGGAGCGGAACAUCCUGGGCUCAGCCAGGACGGGACACGCCUGGCCUGCCUCGGGCUCCUGGGCAAAUGCCGAGCUGGGGGAGCAGGUGCUGUCCCCAGCAGUCCUCCCUGGGUGUUUCCUUCUGUCUGUCUGUCUCUUCAUGCCCCUCGCUCUCUUCCCUGCGGUCCCUUCCCCGCUCACGCCCCACAUGCAGAGGUCCUCGGCAGAACUGAUGGAGGAAGUGCCGCUGCAGACCCCGCCACUUCCUCCCACGUGGGCUGGGCGGGGCCGGAGGAGGCUGGCACAGCCAGGUGACACUCCCCGCCUGGCCACCAAAGCAGCUGCCGGGUCAACGCCCGGGAGCAGGGCCACCUUCCCCCAGGGCCUUGGGAUGGACCUGUGUCACCCAGACGCAGCCGAGCUGAGCAGCGGGGAGGCCGAGGAGCUGCAGAGGAUCCGAUGGCACCGGGAACAGCUCCUGGAGGACAUCCAGCCUCCAGGCCUGGGGAGCUCACAAAGGCAGUUCCUGUUCAGAGGGACGACCGAGCCCACAGGCUGGCCCCGGGCCUGGCCGCAGGCUCCCUGCUCCAGGCCUGCCUCGGGGCAGGAGCUGCACACAGAUGCCACAUGUCACCUGCAGGGCAUCCAGUACCUCAUUGAGCACAAGCUGCUGACCCCGGACGUCCAGGACAUCGCCCAGUUCCUGUAUAAGGGCGAGGGCCUCAGCAAGACGGCCAUCGGCACCUAUCUGGGGGAGAGGGACCCCACCAACCUGCAGGUCCUCCAGGCCUUUGUGGACUGCCACGAGUUUGCCAACCUCAACCUUGUCCAGGCCCUCAGGCAGUUCCUCUGGAGCUUCCGGCUGCCCGGGGAGGCCCAGAAGAUCGACAGGAUGAUGGAGGCCUUCGCCGCCCGCUACUGCCUCUGCAACCCCGGGGUCUUCCAGUCCACAGACACCUGCUACGUGCUGUCCUUCUCCAUCAUCAUGCUCAACACGGGCCUGCACAACCCCAGCGUCCGCGACAGGCCGCCUUUCGAGCGCUUCGUGUCCAUGAACCGCGGCAUCAACGACGGCAGCGACCUGCCCGAGGAGCAGCUCCGGGUAAGGGUCAGGGCCACCGCGGGGUCCCGGGCAGCCAGAGGGGCCUGUCCUGAGAUGAUGGCCUGGGGGCUCCCCGGCACAGGCCAUGCCUGGAGGGGACGUGCUGCGGUGGACCCGCCAGGCCCCGUCUGGGGAGGACCUCUGCAGCCAGCCCACCCACAGGCCUCCCAGGUCAGGCCCCUGGGGGACGCGGGCGACGGCAUCCACACCUUCCAGGAAGGACGCCCCGCAGACCAGGCUGCCGCUUGCAACCCCAGAGCCUCACCCUGGGACUCUGCCUCCUCUGCUGGGACCCAGGGAGGCACACACAAGGCCCGGCCCUGGGGUGGAGGGGACACGGGUGGCCAGGAGGGGAGGAGGACCGACCUCCCCUGCCGCGGGCCUCUUGCAGGGGGCCGCGUGAAGACCUGGAAGCGGCGCUGGUUCAUCCUGACGGACAACUGCCUCUACUACUUCGAGUUCACCACUGACAAGGAGCCCCGCGGGAUCAUCCCCCUGGAGAACCUCUCGGUGGAGAAGGUGGAGGACCCCAAGAAGCCGUUCUGCCUGGAGCUGUACAACCCCAGCUGCCGCGGCCAGAAGAUCAAGGCCUGCAAGACGGACGGCGAGGGCAAGGUGGUGGAGGGCCGGCACGGCUCCUACCGCAUCUCGGCCUCCAGCGCCGAGGAGCGGGACCAGUGGAUCGAGGCCAUCCGGGCCAGCAUCACCCGAGUGCCCUUCUAUGACCUGGUCUCCGCUCGGAAGAAGAAGAUCGCCAGCAGGAAGUGAGGCUCCCGGGAGGUGGCACGGGCCAGCAUCCUGGUCCCCUGGACCCCUGGACCCUCCCCCAGGGCGCCCUCUCCAGGCCACAGACACCGCCGCCCACCAGGGGGGCAGGACGGAGGGCACAGAGCCUGGCUGUGAGACCCACCGCAGCUCUGGGGCGGGCACACAGGGAGGGCCAGGAGAAGGCGGAGAGAAGCCAGCUGGACCCGGACACCGAGCCUCCCUGGGCAGCCUGUCCGCGGCCCUUGGCUCUCAGAAGUCCCGCCGCCCUCCAAGCCCUCGCCAGCCUCCUCCUGCUCAGGCCUGCAGGUCGGGCCCCGCUCUCGCUCCUGAGACCCACCAACAGGACCCCAGGAGAGGUGCCCGGAGCGCUGGACCCGGAGCCCAGACCCACGGUCCAGACCUACCUCCGGCCCUCCCCGCGCCCUCGGCCACGCCGGGCCCCUCCCUGGCUCCUGCAGAACCACAGUCUGGACUGGAAACGUCUGGGCCUGCGGGCUGCGUGCCCACGAGCAGCUAGGGCCGGUGGCACUGGUCCACUGAGCUGGGUGACAGUCCUGGCUGCUGGGGGAGCAGGGCGGGCUCCACCCCAGGAUGUCCACCUGGGAGGCAGGACAGGCAGGACUCCAGCAGGACGGUGCUGCCAUCAGGGUGGAGCUUCGCAGGCCUGGUCCCCAGGAGGACUUCCUGGAGGCAGCGGCCAAACCCAGGAGCGGCACACGGGGUCCACGCAUGGAGAGGCAGCGUCUCCCUGGGUUUCCCCGCUGGACCCUGGCUAGCGCCGCCACGGUCAUGAAGGGUGGCACCGUGGGUCCCAGCGCCCCAGGCCCUGCCCAGUGCAGCACAUGGCAGAGCAGGGCCACCAACCCCGGGCAGACAGCUGGGUCUCUAGGGAGGCUCCGCCUGCAGGAGGAUCCGGGGACAGUCUUCCCAGGAGCUCUGCUUGCCCCCGGGGCAGGGGAGCCUGCAGGGAGCCUCCCUGACAGGCAGCAGGACGCGGGCAGCAGGGGCGGGCAGAGCAGCGGGUUCCCCAGGAGGAGCAGCAGUGGCCACGUGGCCCUCCCACCCCGCCCUGGUGCACGCUGUCCAGGGGUCAGGUGGAGAGGCCACAGGAGGUGGUGGGAGCUCUGUCUGAAGGUGGCAGGUACCUGGCAGCCGUGUUGCACCCCUGCGGGCAUCGGCAGGACAUGUGGGGACUUCUUCAGAUCGCAGCCUGUGGGCUGAGCCCGCCUUGGCCACCCCGUGAGGCCAGUGAAAGGGCCUCAGGGUCCGUGGAAGGAAGACUGGCCGGGGGCCGGGUCAAGGUCCUCUCCUGCCUCUGGCUCACGUGGACUCUGUGACCCUCGCUGGUUCCCAGCUCCCCCGUCAGUAAAGGACAGGCACGAGUGGGGGACAGAAUGAAGUCCCCAUCCAACGUGCAGUGGGCUCUGUCCUUCCACGACCACCUCUGCCAUCCCUGACCUCACCUUGGCCUCUGUCCCUUUCCCAAACAGGGGGGAGUGGGCCCUCAGAUAUGCUGGAACCGCAUCCUCGGGACACCAGGGCUGCCGGGCUGGGCAGAGGUCCCCAGGGACUGGACUUCUGCCAGGCUGGGCUGAGCUGGGUCUGCCGUCCAGGCAGCACCAACCACAGACAGAGACAGCCUCCGCCUUGAGAGGCACCGAGGUCUCCCGGGUCCAGGGUGUGGGCACAGGCUGGCCACAGGGGUCACUCGAGGGGCCACGGGGAGGCUGGUGUGUGACCUUCGUCCACCUGGACUCUCAGAGGUGUCUGUGGCACAUCUACAGUGUGUCCGACCAAAGCCCUGCCCACUGGGUCCUGAGCCCUAGGGCUCUGGGCAGACCCCAGAGGACAUUUAGGACGCGGAGGUCACCCCACACCUUAUCCUGGCUCCCACCCUGAACCCCACCCCUGGGGCCCCUCCUCAGAGGGAGCUGAGCUGCUGCCCUACCGGCACAUGCCUUCCUUCAGACUGUGCUUAUUGAGCACCUACUGUGUGCCGGGAUCCUUGCACAGAGCCAGGGAUCCAAAUGACCCAGACGAAGCCCUUGCCCUCAAAUCAGCUCAGGCUUACAGAAGCCAUGGGGUGGACAAAGUCCGAGCCCAGGCCGACCUGCGCCGUGGCAGAGGGGAGCACCGGGCACGGCUGGGCAGAGGGGCCACCGGGAGAGGGGUCUCCAAGGAGCAGCCAGCUUGUGGUCGCCAGGCCUGGGAAUGCAGUGAGGUCAUGUCUGCCUCUGGGUGGCCUGUGAGCUCCCAGGGGUUCGACUGCACUCACGCUGGUGCGGAGUACACUGUAGGUGCCUCAUAACUGCUGGGUUGGCUGCGGUUAGCAGACAAAGGCCCUGGUGGCCUCAGCCUCAGCAGGCCCUGGUGGCCUCAGCCUCAGCAGGCUCAGGUGUCUGGAGGCACAGGGAACGGUGAGGGCGCUGCCAGGGAAGGGCAGUGGGAGAUGUUAGUAGGGCCACAGCACCCUCCCUGGCCGGUCCCCAGGUCCCCUCAGCUCUGCCCGCUUGGCUGACACCCUGCCACUUCUCGCUCUGGGCAGCAGGGGGCGCCCACCACACGUGGAUGAGCGCAGCCAGCCCCGUCCAGCCUGGAGCCCAGCGCCCGGCAGGGAGGGCACAGAGCCAGGGCCCGGGCCCCUGGUCUCCCAGGGUUUUCUGGCUCAAGCAGCCCAUGAGCCCCUGGGCACUGGCUAGCGUGAGCCCCUUCUCCCAGUGGGCAGCCCCCGCCUGGCCUGGACCCGGGGAGCCUCUGUCUGGGGUCCCCCGAGACGGCUCCUGCCCUCUCUGGAGUGGUUCCUCCCUGAGGGGUGGUCCUGAGGACUUGGUCCUGGAGACCUCUGGGUCAGGGUCUCAGGCACGGGAACAGCACACUCCUGCCCUGGACGGCUGGGACAGGUGAGAGCAGACGGGCAGGUGUCCCGAUAGCUGCUCCCACGAAGGCCACUGGGCGGCGGUGAGCGCCCGGGUCUGGUUCAAGGCCCAGCUCUGCCCUGUGCCCGACGCAGGCUUCCCAAGGUCCGCGGCAUCCGGGGGCUGUCUCUAACGGUGUCCCACACGCAGGUGGCCAGGUGCUUCUGAGGAGUGGGGUGGCCCCUCUGCCAUCUGUCACGUGCUUCUGUCACAUCGCCCCAAGGCAGACUGGGUGCUGGCUGCCACGCAGAGCCAAAGCAGCCCAGGACGCCGGAGGACGGGUGGUUCCUGGGGCUGCGAGGGAGGGGACCCAGGAGGGCCUGGGAAGAGGCUCCAGGGGGGCACACGGGGGGGCCUCAGCCCUCCAGCCUGCGAGGCCGGGAGGACGCGGGACAGCCAGGUGCUUCCUGGACCCCCUUGGGCCCAAACACCAGCCGGUGGGCCCCGAGGGCGCAGGGUUGAGGGAGGCCAGGUCCAGGAGGGGCUGAGUGGCCUGGGCAGCGCUGGGACCCCCGCCCACCAGCUCUGCCUGCAGGGAGCCGGGCAGGGGCUGCGGCCAUGCCACGGCGGAAUGGAGGCUGUGUCGGCACGGUGGGGCCACGUGGCUCCUCCUGGGGCGCAGGAGGACGGAGUAAGGGGCUCUGUGAAGCCAGGGGCCACCGCCAGGCGCCUGUGGGGGAGCCUGUCCACAUGGAGGCCCGGCUUCCGGAGCUGGCAGCUGGCCCUGCAUCCGGCUGUCAGGGGACAGGCAGCCCAGCGCCGGCAGCAGGUGUGAGAGACCUGGAGAAAUUGAUUUAUUAGGGACGAUGAAAGGAGCUAAAUAUGUUUGCCGGCUCAGCGAUGACUCAGGCGUCCCCCAGGGGUUCGCGAGUGUGAGCAUCAAAGAAGCUAAGACAGGCCUCCCGCCACCGGGCACCGCCGCCUGAGUCCCCUCUUCCCAUAAUGGGAGCAGCGGCCACCUGGCCUGCAGGACGGAAGAACACGGCCUGGGGUGAGGCACGUCCAGGUCCAACCCCUGGACUUACCCCAGAUUGCUGUGCCAUCUUGACAAGUAACUGACCCUCUCUGGACCCGCGUUUACCAGCAGGAUCCAUCCCCGGCUGGCCAAGCCCCUCAGCUCCCUCUGGUCCGGAGUGACCUCACGGGGGAACGCGCUCUGCUGGCCCCAGGCUCCAGACCCUGUGCUGGGCAUCAGGAGGGACGGGAUGCAUCCCGCGCAGGCCAGAGACGCCCAGAGGAGGGCCAGGCCCCACCCUAGGGGCAGGAGGGGACGGGGACAGACGGGACCUGAGGGGCUGCUCUGGGGUGCCUGGGGAGAGUGGGCUGGAGGUGGCCGGCCCUGGACGGCAAGUCAGACUGGGAGCAGGCGCGGGGUCCCCCUGGCCCUGCGAGUCCUGCCUCCCUGCUUCACCCGAGCCAAGUCCCCUCCUCACGAUCCCCGAGCCGUCUGGACGGAGUGGGGGGCCGCGAGGGCGCCAAGCAGGAGGCUCUGGGGGUGCUCCUCCAGGCCACUCCCGGGGACAGACCAGGGAGCCCAGGGGGGAGGACACGGGGCUGCAGGGGCGAGUGAGGGACAGGUGGUGGCCAGAGAGGGGCAGCCUGGGUUUCAGGAGGGCGGAGGACAGCAGCUCGAGGGCCCCAGUCUCCCUGGCAUCCCGCAGAGGGCAGGCGUGGGGGAGCGGGCAGGUGACCCCGGGUCCGCGAGGCCCCUGGACUCCCAGGCAGAGACCACCGGCUUCAAGUUAAGUAAGGGUGGGGGCUCAGGGCCAGCCUCCCCCCGGGGACCCCCGUCUUUCUCCCCUUCCCUCCCCGCCCUUCCCUCCUCCUGCUCGCCGGCCCUGCUUGGUCAUCUGUCCCGGCUCCAGGACACACAGGCAAGCCCCUGGGCAGGGGUCAGCCUGCAGGCCUGGGUUUGAAUCCUGCACCCGCUGUGUGGCUCAGGGCAGGUGCACUACAGUCUCUGGACCUCGGUUCCCCGACUCAAGGACCUAGGUGGCAGCUCCAGCCACCAGGGCUCUUCAGGGGCUGUCCUGGUCCCUGACAGCUCAGGCUGGGUGGCGGGAGGACUGCCCUGGGCUCAGAGGGCAGGGGAGUCCGGCCCCUCCCAAGCCAGAGGUUUCCCUGUCUCCAGGGCAGGGCAGGGCUGCGGGGCGUGGGCAGUGGACACGUGUGGCCUGCGAGGUCUCCUUUCUUCCUGGGUUAAUGCUCUUUGUUUUGGUCCCAGGGACUGAGCCCAGGGACGUCUGACCACUGAGCCCCGCCCCAGCCCUUGGGUCUGUGGAUUUACUCUUAUUUAGAGACAGAGUCUCACUGAGUUGCUUAGGGCCUCGUGCUGAGGCUGGCCUUGAGCUUGUGACCGUCCUGGGCCACUACAGGCGUGUGCCACCACGCCCCGCUCUCUCUGUGCAUUGGAGCUGACCCAUGUUCCCGAGCACCCGUGCCCACCGCACCCCACCCUCGUCCACGGGCCUCGGCCACCGUGUCCUGCAGUCCCCAGAGCAGGCUCCACGGUCACCAGACCCAGGCGGAGGGAGGCGCCGGGAGCCCGCCCUCUAACGUGGGCCCCUCGAGGGUGUCCCAGAGACUGGCCACGUCCACAAGAGCCCAGCAGGAGGCGGGACACCCCGCGGGGCACUGUGGACGGGACCGAGGCUGCUUCGUCCUGGGAGCGAAGGGCAGCUGCUCACGCUGAACAACCUGGGCUCAGGCCCCGCCCCGAUUCCAACAGACCCCCCUCCUCUGUGAGCCCCGUCCUGCCCCAAGGCAUGGCGUGGACUCAGAGUGUCCUUGGCAGGCCUGGUCGGCUCACGCCUCAGCAGACACCAGCUGGACAACAGGCUCUUGACGCGGGGAGGUGGGCUCCAGGCUUCUCGCCCCUUUCUCCAGGAGCUGCCAAAGGCCUCUUCCUACAGGAAGCCCUCCCUGACCACCCAGCCACCAGGGCUCCUUUAAGACUGAGAUUCCUGAAGAGCAGCCGUGCCCACCCCUGCACCUGGCCUCCUCCAAAGGACACUCGGCACCUGCUUCUGUCCCAAUCCUAAGUGAUCCCCGUUUGGCCUUGGAGCCCCCGCUUCAAGGUCUAGGUCUACUGCAGGCUGCACGGUCUCCUCCUCCUCCUCCUCCUCCUCCCUCUGCCUCCCCAGGGGACGUCCAGCCCCAGCUAAGUCCAGCCCCAGCUUUAGCAGCACCCACCCCCCAGGAGGAGCCUGAGGCUCCCAGGUGUUAGGGACACGUCCUAGGUGACCAACACGCAGGCUCCAUGCAGAAGACUGCCCACAGAGGAGGGCACGGAGGAGGGCACGGAGGCGCAGAGUCGGGGACUUGCCCAGAGUCACAGGCCACAGUGGCAUCUGACCCCAGAGGCACCCAGCAACCCACAGAGAUUCCAGCGGAGCCGAGGUCAGCUCCGGCCUUUCCAGGCCCUGGCCUCGGGCUGGAGUCCUCUCUCUCCCUCCCCAGCGGGUUUCUGUUGAGCAGUAAGAGCCCUGAGCCGGCCGCCUUGGCCGGGUCCCAUGAAAACCAGCAGGACGCGGUCAUUGCCGAAAACCGGCCAAGGCGGAGAGGAGGAAGGGGGUAAGGACCCUUCGGCCUGGGGAGCAGCCCGUUCAGAAGACUUCCAGCAUGUCUGCACGUGCUCUGAGUGCCAUCUCGGCAGUGACACUAGAAAUACGGUUCUGUGACCCAUGUCUGCCUUCAUACCAGGGGACCACCGUGUCUCCCUGGGGGCCAGUCAGGGCAGGUUAGGGAACGCUACAUUAACAAGUAGCCCCCAAUCCUGAGGCUUGCGUCCACCAGGGGUUGUGUCUUGUGUGCCCAGCGUGGGUCUCUGCUUAACACUGUGACUCAGGGACCCAGGUGGCAGAGCUGCCAUCCUGACAUGGGCUGGCAGGAGCUCUGUCUGGAUAUGACAGUCACUUCCACUCACCUUUCAUGGAUCAAACGUGUCACAAGGUCACCUAACUUCAAGGGAAGAGGAAGUACCAUGCUGCACUGUACUGGGUUCCACCUGCCCAGCAAGAAGAGAGAAGAGGAUACUUAACAUGCAGUACCAUCCCCAUCACACCUGGGCUGACUCCCCACCAGCUCAGGACCGAGGUUCCUGGAAUCAGGACUUCUAGUACUAACACGGGGAAAGUCCUGGGUCAGCCAGACGCUGUCACUUUCAUUGCAUCCUGUGAUACAGUCUUCACAAACUCACUUUUCAAAACUACACAGCAUCCAUGUUAUUGGUGAGUCGGAGUUCUUCUCUCCAAUCCCCCAUUGCUGGACACUUAGAUUGCUCCCAGUUUUACCUGGCCAUAAAUCCACGGUCUGAAAUGUCUCUGAA